UACCCGUACCCUAAUCAAGACGCAAGGUUAUCAAGUCGUUAUCUCAUUAAGACCUUGCACCAUGAGCGUCCCUGGACGGUGUGUGCGCUCUAUAAGUUUGCACUAUUAUCAUUAUUAUUAUUAUUACAUGCACAAACUGGACUUUGAGCUUCCGCGCUUGACACUUCACAAUAAUAUAUUUACCCCUUGCACUCUUUGCUUAUUCAAUAAUUAAAAUCUGUGCAGCUUAGCUCAAAUUGAUCACCGCUGUGUGUUGACUAGCAUACAGUGGCAAUACGUUCUGUCAGACGGUGAAUUAGACCCGCAGUAUCUUCUGGAUAGACACGUGUAAACAUACAUGUUUGAUUUGCAUUUAAUCAAUUUAUCAAGAUGAGUGGGCAGCCGGGCCAGCUGACCGACAAACAAAAAGAGAAGCUUUCUAAGUUCAAAGACAACUUGAAAGAUGUCCUCCUGCCCAAACACGAUGACGUCAUCCUUCUUAAAUUUCUCAAAGCAAGGAGGUUUGACUUGAAGAAAUCUGAGGACAUGUUCAGGAAGGAUCUAAAAUGGAGAGAAGAAAACAAAGUCGACACAAUGAUGGACUGGUUCAAAGUACCAGAGGUUUUCAAAAAGUACUGGGCCGGUGGCGUCAGCGGAUUGGACAAGGAGGGUCACGCGGUGUACUUUGCUGAUUUUGGGAACCUAGAUCCAAAGGGACUCAUGUAUUCGGCGAAGGUAAGCGACAUCCUGAAGACCAACCUCUAUUACAUGGAAGAGCUCAUGAAACAACAGAAAGAUAUGUCGACGGAGAAAUAUGGACAUUCGAUAGAGGGCGUCGUAGCAGUGAUUGAUCUGGAGAAGCUCAGUAUACAUCAUCUGUGGAAGCCAGGUAUGGACGUCCUUCAGAAGGUAUCUGUGAUUAUGGAGCAGCACUACCCAGAAGCCAUCUACCGGCUGUACGUGGUGCAAGCACCCAAGAUCUUCCCCAUCGCUUUCUCCCUCAUCAAGCCCUUCUUGAGAGAGGACACGAGGAAGAAAAUUCAAGUUCUAGGGAAUAACUGGAAGGAGGUAUUGACGAAGCAGAUAGAUCUUGAUCAGCUGCCGGCACACUGGGGAGGAACUAAGACAGAUCCCGAUGGUGAUACUAAGUGUGAAACGCUGAUCAAGCCAGGAGGUAAGGUACCCGAAUUAUUCUACCUCAAGGACCGUAAGCCGCCCCAUACCCACACAGAUCGUGAGGUAUCAAGAGGAGGCAAUCUGGAAUUCGAGUACGUCGUCACCAAACCAGACAGUGUAUUCAGGUACGAAUUCCGGACAGAAUCCAGUGAAAUCAAAUUCGGCUUCGAUCGCGUGGACACGAAGGGUAAGAAGACGGCCAUUUUGAAACUGGAGAAAUACAACAGUCACAUGGUACCUGAGAACGGUGAAAUCAUGAUUACUGAACCUGGAACAUAUGCGGCAAAGUUCGACAAUGAAAGCUGGACCAAACCUAAAAAGCUCUCCUAUUGGCUGGAGCUACUGGAACCCAGUGACGUAGAUCCAGACUUUCAGGAGAUGGGCGAGGAGUUUUCCAAAAUCGAUCUUAACGAUUAGAUCAAUACAUCAUCGUUAUUAUCUUUCAGAUGGAUCGGUAUUCAUGCCCAAACACUACCCAAUUGCAUUUCUAAAAUGGGAACUAUAUAAUUUGGUUGUGUGUUCAAAUUUUAGCAAUAGGUGAUGAUCAAGUUUGACACGUUAGAGGGUAUACCUACAUCAUCUAGACACAAACUUAUAAACAUACGUGUAUUUGCAUGGCACAUUUUAAAAGGAAAUGCAUAUAAAAUAAUAUCCUAACAGUUUUGGGGGUGCUAUACUACAU
Molecule: messenger RNA, 1837 nt
Organism: Strongylocentrotus purpuratus (purple sea urchin)
Lineage: Eukaryota; Metazoa; Echinodermata; Echinoidea; Camarodonta; Strongylocentrotidae
Product: SEC14-like protein 2
Exons: 12
Coding region: 370-1572 (400 amino acids)
Cellular component (GO): cytoplasm
Source: RefSeq, a predicted model, not a curated record